AUGCCAAUAAGCUAUGACAAGAAAACUGCCAAGAAUGGAACAUCUGAUACCGAGGGACAUUGUUCUACAGGCCGUCUAAUGACGAUAUUCGUCUUGAUUAUGGCCAUCAUGAUGGUCUUAAUCCUACGCAUCGUCACUAUGAUAGUGAAUCCUGUGACACGAAAGCGGAACCCAACCUCUGGACAUACCCGUUGGAAGAACACAACCAAUACCUUUUCCAACGGACUUAUUGAUAGCCAAGCAAUACACAAGGCUAUUUUUGAUGAUAAUACCGACAAGACUAACAUGCGCCAGUCUCCAUCGUCAACAAAAGAAGAGUCCAUCUGCGACUCUCUGGAUGAGAAUAUGCCAGUCUUACUUUCUAUUUUGCGUGGAGAGGAAGUAAAGGUGUACAAUGAUACGCAGCACGGCGAGGGUCCUGAUUUCCGCAUUCAGUCACUCAUCGAAAUUGACAUGAAUGGCUAUCAAAAACCUUUUGCCUCUGACAUUCGAGUUUCGGCCACAAAUGGGAAUACCACAUCUACCGACCCAACUGCUGCCAAGAUAAUUAUCAUCAAAGGAUUCAAUCGGGAUCUGAUUGACCGUGUGUUUCGAAAGAAGCAUCUCUAUUUUAUUGGAGAUUCGACUUCUAGAAACUUGUUUGUGGCGCUUCGAAGACUUCUAAAUUACAUACAGUUUGGUGCUCCUAAAGACCAGAAUGAAACGGCUCAAAUCAGCUCCCAGUCUCGAACUUCGUCCGAGAAUGACAAUGAUUUGGAAUACGACAAGUGGACAGAUAGCUUGGAAAUACUGUUUGCCAAAGCUCAGAAGAAGUGGAAAUCUGGCGACUCGCUUCCACCUUAUAUGAUUCCUGCGGAAAGGACAUACCUUCGAAUCCUUGACGUGAGUUCAAUUUAUGUCGAAUCCCCAGCGCAACGAAAGUCUGCCGAAAAGACAAAUCUACGAGAAGACUUUAGCAACUUGGCAAAAUCGACGCUGGUCAAUCCACAAGCUAUCAUCUUCAAUGCAGGCUUGCAUCUGCUGCAACUCAUUCCGAACCGCAAAUUGAGUCACUACAAGUACGAAGGUUGGAGUCAAUACGAAUCCAUCUUGGAAACACUACUCCAAGUUUCAAUCGACUCUGAGGCCCCAAUCAUCUUGGCAAAGUCGACUAAUCGCGUCUGUGAUUCUAAAUUUGGCCCCGACUAUAGGAACUAUGCCAAGGCGUACACUGAAAAGGACGAGAAGACUCUAGAGAAUUGUGAGAAAAUUGUAAAACAGCAAGAGAAGGACAAGAAAAAAGAGGCACACGAAAAAGGUUACAACAUCACAGGGCUCGGGAAAUCGCAACGAGAGGAAAUUUGCAAAUUUGGAACCCUCAAUGACGAAGGUUCUUUGCUAUUGAACCAACGAAUGACCAAGUUUGUGGAGCAGAAGCGAAUGACAAUGCCGAAUCGACUAAGGUAUUUCAAUGAUCAUGAUAUCGAGUUGUGCAACUAUUCGAGAGGAGGAGACGGACGGCACUACAAACCACAGGUCUUUGUUCGAUUGCACUUGCUGGCGAUCAUGCUGGAUUGCAUGUCUGCUGAUUGA
This is a messenger RNA of Cylindrotheca closterium, 1572 nucleotides long. Lineage: Eukaryota; Bacillariophyta; Bacillariophyceae; Bacillariales; Bacillariaceae. The record is from the annotation of a GenBank genome assembly.